Penicillium cosmopolitanum is the source of this 1206-nucleotide messenger RNA. RefSeq lists its product as uncharacterized. Gene Ontology annotation, molecular function: carbohydrate:proton symporter activity. The record is from RefSeq and is a predicted model, not a curated record. NCBI's taxonomy places the organism in Eukaryota, Fungi, Ascomycota, Eurotiomycetes, Eurotiales, Aspergillaceae. Gene Ontology annotation, cellular component: membrane. The transcript has 3 exons. Gene Ontology annotation, biological process: transmembrane transport; carbohydrate transport. The coding region runs from base 1 to 1206 and encodes 401 amino acids.
AUGUAUGCUGGUGACAAACUGGGUCGCCGCAGAAGCAUUCUAAUCGGCUGUGGGAUUCUACUUAUUGGAGCUAUCAUCCAAACGGCUUCCUAUUCUCUCGCGCAGAUGAUUGUCGGCUGUGUGGUUGCGGGAGUUGGGAACGGAAUGAACACCAUCGCUAUAUCCAUCUGGCAGACAGAGACUGCUCGGCCAAAAGAUCGGGUGGAUGAACUACGGCUUUACCUUUAUGCCCCACUCGACUGUGACCUGGCGCUUUCCUUGGCAUUCCAGUACUUCUUUGCCAUUGUCACCGUCGCCUUAGUUCUCAUUACGCCAGAGUCUCCUCGUUGGCUUAUUAUGAAGAAUCGAGUAAGCGAGGCCCAGAACAUUCUCGCCAGGCUCUUAUCGAAGCAAUAUAACGACGCGGUUGUUGUGAGCGAGAUUCAACAUUUAGUUGCGUCUGUUCAUCAUGAAGCCGAAGUCCAGGAGUCGGUAGCCCUGAAGGAAAUUUUUACUUUUAAUAGUAAGCAGCAAAAACUUCGCCGUAUGUUCCUAGGAGCUGGUACUGCUUUCUUCCAACAAGUAGGAGGUACCAACGUCAUUGCAUAUUACCUCCCCGUGGUUCUUACGCGAUCAGUCGGUCUAAGCAGUCGCAUGGCCUUGAUCCUGUCUGCAGUGGACUCCAUGUCUCUUAUGUUCUGGGGCUCAAUGGCAGCCCUCUUGACCGACCGCGUUGGGCGAAAAAAAGCUGAUGCUCAUGGGCGUGGCUGCCAACAAUCAGGGUAUGUCGAUACUGGCUGUGGUUUUUAUUUUCGUCUAUUACGUCUUUUAUGGAAUGUCGCUGCUUUCGAUUCCGUACAUAUACCCCGCCGAGAUCAAUUCUCAGAAAAUGCGCAACAUUGGAACUCCUUUGCGACCACAGUCAACUGGAUUUUCGUUUAUGUUGUUGUGGCAACGCCUACCGCCAUCGAAAAUAUCCAGUGGCGGUACUAUAUGCUGUACGCCAUUUUCAACUUUUGCUUUAUCCCACUUAUCUACUACUUCUAUGUCGAGACUGCGACAUUAUCUCUCGAACAAGUCGAUAGGCUGUUUGAAAUCAAACAUGACGCAGGAAAAGACAUGAGUUGGGCGGAUGCAACGCGGAUCGCUCGUACUGAGAAUGAUGAUUUGCAAACACCGGUGGAGAAGGAUAUCCUGAGCGCAGAGCACUGCGAGAUCGCUCCCUGA